Molecule: messenger RNA, 10982 nt
Organism: Vitrella brassicaformis
Lineage: Eukaryota; Vitrellaceae
Source: the annotation of a GenBank genome assembly
CCGGUGAACAGCCUUAGUUGGUGGAUAAAGCAGCGGAAGUCAUGCAAGCAUACAGGAAAAGCGAAUGGGACACUCACUGACACGGUCCGGAAAAAGACAGAGACACACGCUGAGACUCGCGAUCGUCAACACAUUCGGUUGGAAGGACAGACACUGAAGGAAGGCACGGUAGCCACCUCACGCUUCCCCCCUCUCUAUAAAGCCACACGCACGCCACGCACGCAUAGAAGUGUGUCGGUGCAGUGCAUGCGAGUGUGCUGCAGUGCACUCACUGCACCCCACCCAGCCUACCCCUGUACAAACAAAUACUCGCGACUGUCACGUCACACGUGCCCUGCGAUUCCCUGACUACCCGUGUGCUGCCAUCGCAUCGGAUCGCAUCGCAUGCCAUCGACUGAUGGACCGACCCGACCCACAUUGUGUGUGUGUGUGUGUGCGCCCCCUCCCUCCCUCCCUACUCAUAAAGCCAUUACAUCGGGUGUGGUGUGGGUGGUGAGUGAGUGGACGGUGCCGCCACCAAAAAUGGGGGCGCACCGAUCUGUAUCAUGUAGGUGAGGUGGGGAUGGAAAGGAUGGACUGGGUGCCGUGCAGCCCUGGCGAGUGAGUGUAGUGGACGGACGCGUGAAUGAAUUUGUGAAUGAAUCAUGCAUGUACCAUGAACGUCGAACCUGCUCUAAAACACAGUCUAGUGUGAAGCUUCCCCUCGGGCCUAAUCCUUCCUUACCAGGUGGAGGAUCAGCCCAGUUCGUUCGACACAGCUCUCGCCACCCCCACACCCCGAGAGCGCCCCAAAACCGAUGGUCGAAUGAGCCACUACUGUAUGCAUUGCAUGGCUGGCAUGUGGAAAAAAGGCGUGGUGAAUAAAACGCACCAAACACGCAGGCACGUCACAGUCACACAGCCGCCCACCCCACCCGGACACACUGCCACAUCAGACCGACCCCCAAAAAACCACUGAAUGAAUGAAUGAAUGAAUGGAUCGGCAUGGCGUGCCUACGCAUGCACGCCAUGCCCUUCCUUCCUACACCCCCACUAGCCACAACAAAUCAGUCAAUCGAGAGAGAAAGGGAUGGCAGGCAAGGCUCGGCGCCUUCACACACUCACGCAGUCCCAUGACCCAUCUAUAAAUUACUCCCCGUGUGGCCAUCCACACGAAUCGGCCUGUCCGCCGACUGUUCCGCCAGUCUCCGUGGCAGUGUGCCGGGAGUGGGUGGCGGUGGGACUGGGACAAGAGAAGGCGGCCCCACAGGUCGGUAUGACCGCGACGCCGGGUACUCGCCGUUGAUCACCUCUUGAGCCGUGUCGUCGCCCUCUGCCGGCACCGGCUCUGGAUGAACGAACAGCAGCACCAGCGGCAGAUAGAUAGAUAGAUGUGUACCAGUAGAGGCAGGCAGAGAGGCAUCUUGUGUGGUGUGGUGUGGUGUGCAUUGCAUACCUGUGCACUUGAGUGAAGCUCCCUGUACGUCGGUGAAGCACAGGAAGGCGGCGCCGUCGAGGUCGAGGCCCUCCUUGCAGUCCGUGAUGGCCGUCUCGUUGCCCUGGCAGUCGGGACGAGACACUACCGUGCGGUUGCCCAGGUACAGAGCGUAGAUGUUGAUUGCCUUGCCGAACCCUGCGGACACAUACACAUACACAUACACAUACACACACGUGUUGAUGCAGGAUGGUUGCGGAGGGGGUGCGCUCGGGGUCAUCCCUCAUCCAUCCAUACGCACCCAGUUGGCUGCAGAUGACAUUGGCUUCGGCGGCAGCGAAUGUUCCGUCGCCACACACCGCUCCCCAGUCCUCCAGCUCCUCGUGGUAGAUGAGGAUCUGACCCUCAAAGGGCGACGCACCAGCGUGCAAGCGGACCUCGCCAUGCUCUGACACAUACACACAGAGAUGAUUGAUAUCCUCGGCUGCUCAUGCGCCUUUCUCCAGCGUGUCGUGUGCGCGUACUGGGCUUCGGUUUGCAGGACGGCGCAUAAUAAGACAGCUGGCCCGUCCGCAGACACUGCCGAGUGGCCAUGUCGUGCGGCCACAGCUCCUCGCCCUCAUCGCACAGGCCCUCAUAGGUCACCACAUCGCCCUCCUCCAUCGCCACCAGGCUCGUCCGCGCGGCCGCGUCGUCCGAUACCGCGAUCUUGCCGAUCUCGGGCACUGAGCCGGAGGUGGUGUUGGUGCUGUUGAGGACCUCCUGCCUGGCUUGAAUGGAGGUCUGCGUGACGUUGACUUCGCACGUGCACGCCGGGCACGAGCCGCCGCAAUCGAUGCCGAACUCGUCGCCGUUGAGCCUGCCGUCGUUGCACGACACUGAGGGAACAGCGACCGACCAGAAGUCACAUUUUUUCGUGGGAUUUGGCGGUUGUGGAUAUAUAGGAGUGAGUACCUGUAGAGUUGAAUGUGACCUCCUUCUGAGGCGCAAGGAGCUCCAUGCCCACGGUGACGAUGUGCCGCCAUGAGCUGCCGUAGGCCUCCCCGCCGAGCGGCGCGCCACUCAUCCCCGCCACCACACCGAUCGGCAGCCCCUCCAGGCCUGGAUCUGCACACAACACCAAUGCCACCAACACACACAUGAAUGAGUGUCUGGUCCAACACACUCACUCACUGAUGGUUUCCCAAUGCUCACCUGCCCCGACGAAGCCCGCCACGCUGGAUGCAUCGAAUCUGGGGUUGAUUUGCGGCUCCAUGUCGCUUGUGGGGCUCCUUGCCACAGGCACGUCGCUGAACGAGCCGUCGAAUGACCUGGCCGUGUUGGUGCCAGGCGGGUCUGAGACGUCCCCUGAUGGGUCGUUGGAGCCGGCGAGUGCAGCGGGGGCCGUUCGCGUGCGGGGCCCGAUGCGGUUGCGAUUGUUGGGGAGGUCGUUGACACGACUCGUGCGGUAGAAAUCCCAGCCCACACCGUACACGAAUCCCUUGCCCAUCGGCUUGAGCCAAUUGGGGGUGAACCCCAGACAACCUGCAGGGCGGGCAACCGACAGCACACACACGCACACACACAGAGCAACAGAUAGAAUGAGUGCAGUGCCGCAGGGGGCUCCUUUCAUUCCCCCCCUCCCUGACUCACCGUAUAGCGGGAUGGCCCCCUCAGGGAGGGACGACUCCGAGACGGACACCGUCACGUCCAGAUCGGGAAGCUCCAUCGGCAGCGACCGCAGCAGCUGGCCCUCACGGUCAUCCGGCGACUGCACACACCACACAGAGACACAUCACACACGAUGUCAGGUCAGGUGAGAGGUGUACUCAGUGACGGCGUCGAUGGGAUGGCGCUUACCGAGUUGCGUACGAUGCUCUGCAGCUCAGUGGUGCGGUUGAAGCCGGCGCAGAAGAUCAUGUCGACGGCCAGACUCGGCACGGGAAUGGCAAUCGUCCAGUUGAAGAGGUAGUUGACCAGUGUCGCCAUCUCCGUCUGCACCACUAAGGCCCCGCCAGAUUCGACAAACCGCGAGAAGGCCUGGACAUCUGACUCGUCCAGCUCCAGGAAGAGCUGCCGCCGCACCACGGGGGUCGGCACCCAGACGAAGGACUUGUUCUGGAAGAGGGCGCCGAGGGAGCCCGGCCUGAAGUCGUAGAUGAGGUCCAGUUCGAUGUCUAGAGAGAGGAGGAAGUUGCGGACGGCCAUGGCGCUGGGGAUGUACACCAUGGACUGGUCGAACAGCAACACGCCCUUCCGCUGAGGCGCACCUGCACACACACGCACACAGGGGCCCGUUGACAGCCGCCGACCUGAGGGAAUUGCCGGUGUUGUGUUACCUCGAGUGGUUGUCACAGUGUGGUCCCAGGGUGGUGGCGCCUCGGGCACGACUGGAUCCCCAUCUCGCGUUAGCAAGGGAGCCCCUUCCUUGGACUUGCCCGUGCACACCAGCCACGUGUCGGCAUUGUCGCGGCAUCCCUUCUGCAGCGUCCACCGGAUGUUGGUGCACUCGGGCAGCCACCGCUCGCUGCCGCGGCAGUCGCACUGGUCGAUCCAUAUGGUGUCCUGGUCCUUGAAGGUGUUGGGGUCGACUGUGCCGCGGUAGAACUCCACCGCCACGCCCAUCCCCAGCGAUCGGCAGGCCACGUCGCCGAUGAAGACGUCGAAUGACGCGCCGCAGAAGGGCCGCCACUCGCCGUAGACGUACACCUGCACCAGGCCUUGGUUGGGCUCAGGCGACCCCACCAGCCGAAUCACACCGUCAACUGCAGCCAGGUGGAGGUGGACGGACACAAACAAAGAGACGCGCAGUCAUUAAUGAUGACAACACAACCAGGCGCUGCAUUCGCCUUUGCGCCGUGAUGGUGUGUGUCACUUACCAGGUGCGUUGAUGCACGCGGGAAAUCCGGAACCAUCUUCCCCCAGUAUGAGAGUCUCUGGGCACUGGCACUCGAAUGUCCCCGGAGUGUUAUUGCAGAUGGCCCCUUCUGGGCAGGGCAUCCUGGGCGGCAUGGCGCCCUCAGGGUCAGCCAGGAAGGCCUCCCACUGCCGCUCAGCCUCCAGGCACUCGUCCACGUCCUGACACGUGCCGUUGACGAGCGUGUACCCCGGGUGGCACCUGCAGUCGGCCGUCCCGUCCUCCUGGUUGAGGCAGAUCGGGCACUCGUCGCGUGUGGCGUUGACGGAGGCGCACGCGUCUUCCUCGGAGCAGAAGAUGUCCAGGCGCAGGUCGGUGGCCUGUCUCUCCUUGUAGUAGGUCCAUGCCCCCGAUGUGGGCCGGUUGCCGAGGGUGUCCUGGCUCGCCACGUGGCCAUCUACCGCUAUGCGGUUCCUGUCGAAUAUCCUGCAGCCAUGCCAUGUGUGGUGGGGAGGGGGGAAACAACACAUCCGAUGACUUGGCUGUCCUUCUGUGUGUGGGUGAGGAUUAUGUUCCCACCAUUUCUUGUAUUGCGGCGAGAAGUAAAGGUAGAAGCUGCCGCGUGUGUAUCGUGGCCACACUGCGUCGAUGUCCUCCACCUCCCACACACCGUUGGGCUGCUCCGCGAUGGGCGUAUCGGGGUGGGACGCGAACCCGUACACAUUCAAAUACUGGAUGAUGAAUGAGGCAUAAACAAAACACACAGCAGAGCAGAUGAUGAUGAUGAUGGGUGAUCGAGUCGACCGAAUUCUGUGCCCGCAUCUCCCACCUCACCGGGCAUCCGAGGCAUCCCCCCUCCCUCAGCUGUACGUCGUCGAUGGCCAUGGCCUCCACGGCAGCACCCACAGCCUUUCUCUGCGCCUCGAAGUAGAUGAGGAAGUCGCUCGAUGCGAUGAACCGUGUGCGGGCGUUCUGCCAGUUCUCUGAGCCGCCCUUGGGGACAUCGCUGCCGAGCAGCUCCCACAGCUUGUCGGUGCGGUCGUUCUCGAACUUGUAAACCACCAGGUUGCCGAGGUCGUUGCCCUUGACGUAGAAGUAGAACUCGAGGCAGAACUUGGUGCCGGCCUCGCGGACAAUGACGGGUGGGGACUGGAUCAUGGCGUUGCCCAGCACGUUGUUCGCCCUGAUAGAUAGAUAACGCACACACACACACGCACACAGAGAGGGAUAAGCCCAUCUCCGUCUCCACGCGAUCUGCUCUCUGUGUCCCCUUCUCCCUCCCUCCCAGCACUUCCUCCUUACCAUGUCCAGAGGUAUGUGUCCCAGACGUAGCCGUUGAUGGCCGUCCCCUCCCCCUCCCCGCCCUGGUGCACUGUCGGCGCAUCCACAGGUGCCGGCCGACCACGCAAUGGGAAGCUCGCCAGGUUGGCGAAGAGCUCCUGCGGCCCCAGCCCCCAGCCAUCAGCGUCCUCGAAGCUGUUGAGGUACCCGCACAGCGUCCCGUCGAACGAGCACGACACGGCAUCGGGGCACGUCCCCUUGUACAGGGCGAUAUCGUCCAGUGCCAUCUCGCCCCAGUCCCGGAGCUGUCGUGCCUCGAAGACCACCUUGAAGGGCUUGGCCCUGGGCGGGAUCUGCAUCCUGGCCACCCGCCACACGCCCGACGCUUUGCCGUCCUCCUUGGAGAAGAUCCACGAGCCGCCCACGGCGGAGGUGCCGUUGGGGGCCGCGACAUCGCGUGGCUCGAGAUCGGCGUCCAUGAUGAAGACGCUGAGGUCGACGAUCUCCGAGCCGAUGGUGAGGGGGGACCGUGCCACCCAGUAGAAGAACUCCAGACAGAGGGGAGCCGUGGUGUCUUCGUGGGCCGGGGAGAUCAGCCGGGCUCGCGCACCGUACGGGUGGAAGAAAGCCGUGUCUGGGGCAUGAUAGAGAGAAGAGACCAAGGAGGGAGGUACAGGGGCAUGCAGGCAGCUUCUCUCUCUCUCUCUCUCUCUCUCUCGGUGUGUGUGUGUGUGUGAAUAUUGUUCCUUACCAAUGUAUGCGAAGUUGCCUGAUGACGACGUGGGCGUGCUGUCGCUCUGGAAGGUCUGUCCGCCGCGAAUCAGCACGCUGCCCGCAGCUGAACCAAGGCAACGCACACGCACCCGCACACGCACACACCACACAUCGACUCUCUCUCUCUCUGUCCUGUUUUGCUAACACACCUUCCAGGGACCAGUUGAAGUCGUCCGUAGCGUCCUGUUGGUAGCCGCAGAAUCCGAACUCGAAAUCACAAGGGACGACGUCACUUGCAAAGUCGUCAUGCUCGUGGGAGAAGCUCUGGCAGCUCAUCUGCACGUUGGGCAGGUCGCUGCGGCGCCCGUCCCACUGUGCCGUCUCCCAGUUGGCCUCGAGUGGCGGGUGCAGCAACCGCCCGGACACAAUGGGGGAGAAGGCCACGGGCACGAGCGAUCGUGAGAAGCCCUGCAGCUGGGGCAGGUACUGGUCGGGGGAGCCAUGGAAGGAGGUGCCGUUGAGGGCGUCGAACGAGAUGACCCAGCGGGACUGAUCGGGCUCGUACGACAGGAUCAGCUUCUUGUUGUUCCAAACCUGCCAGCCAGCCAUAUCACACACACGUGAGUGAGUAAAUGUGAGCUCCUUCCGACCGCUCCUUGUUUCGUUUCGCAGGCCACGCACCUGGUGUCCGUUUCUGAAGCCGUUGGCGACCCAGAAGCGCGAGACAUAUCUGAGCAUGGGCAGGUUGGCCGACCUGAGGUUCCUCACGUGCAGCACCGAGCAGGGCCGGAUGGCGGGUAGGUCUACCGGGCUGACGCCUGUGGCGUUGGUCAGGCUGGUGGCGUUGGCCUCACUGGUGGGGAUGGCAGUGGUGUUGGUGGCGUUGUUGGUGUCCAGCAUGGGGUACUUGCUGCACCAGCCCUCCAGCACCAGGAUGUCGUCGAUGGCCAUGAAGGGCGUGAACUGCUCGCGCAGCUGCACCCAGCGCUCGUUCAAGGUGGCGCGGAAGGCGAAGCGGAAUGGCCCCUUGGGUCUCAGCUGCACCACCACCCGUCGCCACCCCUCCGUGCUGCCCUCACCAACCGUCACCACAUCGGUGGCGUUGCCGUGGUCCAUCACAACGUCGCCCACCGCUGCGUCGGCAAACUGCUUCUCGCGACCCUCUUUGGGCUCGUACACCAUUGCCUGCAUCCGGUAGGCGCCGGCCGUCUGCAGCCACACCCACAUCUCGACGCAGUGGGGGCCGCCGCGGUUGAUGUGGGGCGACACGGCCAGCUCGGGGAUGGGCGCCGUCACGUCCUGCGUCAACUCGGGCACGAAGCUCAGGUCCAGCAACGCAUACCGACCUGCUCGGUCAAACACACACACAGAGACACAUGUGUUUGGUGUGUGUUGUGAGGUGCAUUCAUUCAUUCAUUGCGUGCUUACCGAGUCCGGAUCCCUGUGUGUGAUCCUCCGGGGGCCCCGGUUUGUCCAUCCUGUCCUCCGUGCGCUGCUCCACCUGCCAGUCGAGUGUGAAGUCCUCCUCACUUAGCCAGUCCAGCCCCUCGGUGCUGUUGGUCUGCCGCUGCGACGAGCGCAAAGGGCCCCGCUGCCGGCCCAGCUGGCCCCGCCACGUGGACGGACCGAUGUCCACUCGCAAGGACGACGGCACGGCCCCUGACACGGGGGGCGCCGCCAGUCGUGAGAGCCGUGUGGAGUAGCCGCAGUCUGUGAAGUCGAAGUCGCAUGAGCCGACGGUGCCGCACCAGACGCUGAUGUUUUGUGCUGUGGAGACUGGCCCGAUGAGGGCCGUGAAGUUGGGGACGCCGCCGGCCAGGAAGGUCUGGGCCACAUACGACUGCCACUCGCCCUGGGGGGGCACGACGCCGUGGUGCGCCUCGAUGACGUCUGGGGACCGGAAUACAAGAGGCUGCACACACAUAGAGACACACGCAGCAGACGCGUACGCCAAUCAACGGUGCCGUCCACCACGCUCUCUCCCAUCGCCCACCUGGUUGGGCGCCCACAUCCACCAUGGCGCCUCGGGUAUUGAGAAGUCGCGGCCCACCCGCAUGAGGCCGAAGGGCUCGAUUGGUUUGGACCAGGCAAUGCCCGUGGCAGCGAUGAAUGGCGUGUCUGGGGUGUCCACCCGCUCCCCUGUCCCGUUCACCGACUCGGCCAGGUCGCUCACACGGAGAGUCCAUUCUCCGUUGAGGUCGCUCGUGGCGGCUGGGAAAUUGGCAAAUGACAGCACGGGGCACUCGCUCAGCCCGACGGCGUACUUGAGGGCCCGGUAGGCAUUGACGCGCGCGUUGGUGAUGACAAGGCCCUGGAGGUAGGGCGAGUAGUCGGCUGAGGCGAGAAUGCUGCGCUUCACUUGUGACGGGGUCAGGUGGGGGAGGUAGUCCAUGAGCAGUGCCGCCACUCCGGCCGUCACGGGCGCCGCCAUCGAUGUGCCCGACGCUGUGGCGUAGCCUUGGCCGUGGAGGGGAACUGAGGGCGACAGCGCUUGUGGCACUCUGCCAUAUGUGCUGAGUAUUUCCCACCCGGGGGCCCCCACAUCGACGAUCUGCUUGCCGACAUUGCUGAAGCCCGCCACGCCGUCGCUGGGCACCGUGGCGGCGACGCAUAUGACGUUGUCGAGGAAGAAGCCGCAGGGGUAGUCCUGGACGGACACCAUCCCGUCGGCCGAGCGGCUGUCGUUCUCGGCGUUGUCGUUGCCCGCUGCCGUGAUCAGAAUGUGACCCAUGUCGCCCAGCCGACGGAUGAUCCGUCGGAGCACGGCGUUCAUGAAGUAGGCAGCACGGCGCCACCCGAAGGACGCCGUCGACACCUUGGCACCAUUCUGGACGGCAUAGUCCCACGCUGACAUGACAGGGCAGACACAGACACAGACAGAUGCGAUGCGUGUCUUACGGAGUCUCUCUCGUCCUCCAAUGCAUUCAUUCCAAUGCUCUCCUUUCUCGUCUCUUCUCUAUCUCUCUGUUCUGUGGCCCGGCCCACCGCACCGGCAGCGUAUGCGUCAUCUCUGCCGCCGCCAAGUUCGUCCAUGACCUGGAGGCCCAUGAGCCUUGGCUUCCACAGCACACCAGCCAUACCCUCAGAGUUGUUGGCCACCGCACCCACAAUACCUGAAUUGAAUCAUAAGACACACCACGACACGCCACGUGCAGCCAUAGCAACCAACAGCCAUCACAUCGAUGGACUCGCUGCGUUCGUUGCGUGUGAUGUGAUGUGUGAUGUGUGAUGGUCUGUCUUUCUGCGUCGGUGCGCACCGGCAACGUGGGUGCCGUGGUCGUUGCUUGACAUGGUGUCGUUGUCGUCAUUGAUGAAGUCAUAGCCAAUCAAGUCGUCAAUGUACCCUGUUUGCCCGCACAGCAGACCACAGCAGAUCACAGCAGACAGAAGCAUGAUCCGCCCACCACCCUGUCCCUCUCUAUGAGUGCAGGGCGCUGGGUAAGUCCGUUUCCCUCACCAUUGCCAUCGUUGUCGAUGCCGUCAGGGAUCUGAGAGAACGGACGGAAGAACCACAGAAAGUUAUCAGCAGCGGAUCAGUCUGGACCACACACAUGGCGUGAUUUAUUCUGUCGUCACCGACCUCAUCAGGGUUGUGCCAGAUGUUGUCGAUGAGGUCGGGGUGCAGGUAGUCCAGACCGCUGUCAACGAUGGCCACUAUGAUCCCAUUGUUGCCCUGACACAACACGCCACGCCACGCCACGCCACGCCACGCACAUCCAAUCCAAUCCAAUCCAAUCAGCCCAGUCAUGCGGCGUCAUUUCGUAUAUAUGUGUUGCCCACCCCACCGCCGACCCCACCCACCUUGUGAAUGGCCCAUCCUUCAUAUGCCUGGAUGGCCCUGAGCCACCACAUCCCAUUGGUGCCAAGCAGGGGGUCAUUCGGCACCACACGAUCGACACCCUCACCACCGGCGGCUCCAUCCCCCUGCUGUUGCUCCUGCAGCCGCCUGGCUCUCCUGGCCUCCUCCGUCCCAGCCGCCAUCGCCCCCGCCCCUUGGGACGGCAGCUGGGUCAUCUUGGGCUGCUGGAUGGGCACUGUCCACUCAUCGUUAAACUGGGACGCUUCAACAAAAGGGUGGCUGUCGAGGUGCUCCUUGACAGCCGUCUUGUUGCCCUGCGGCUGGACCGUCACGAUCUCCACAUCAAGUGCUUUGAGGGGUCGGAUGGACUGAAUGCCCAGAGAGGGGUCGAGGGUGAGUGCCCUGCGAUAGUGGGCACGGUCCUCCUCUGAGAGUGUCUCGGGGAAGGUGAACAGCAGCUUGUGGGGGGUGGUGGACGGGGCACCUGAAAUCCACAACACACACAGACACAGGCACACAGGCACACAGAUGAGUCAUCUCCCUGCAACUACAUGGGAGUGCGUGUGAGAGUGUGCGUGCAUCCGCCAGCCUUGUCACUCACCAAGUGCGAUAGACACGAGAAGCAAGACACACAGCAUGACGCCCUUCACACGUCGCGGUGUGCAUGGGUUCGUCAUCGACGCUUUGCCCGUCAGCAGCGGCACACCCUCACAGCUCGCCCCUGCCAUGGCUGGGCUGUUCGUCAUGGAUCCUCUCAGGUCAAGAGGCGCGCCGGGUGCGCGAGGCCAUGCACCGAUCUGUCUUGCUUCCAGAUGUCUUGAGGAGAGAUGAGCAGGUUGGUGGUUCUCGGUGACUUCCUGAUGACUUGCUGAAUGAAACAGCAGAUGUGCGAUACUCCAAUAUGCGAUGGCGCUGAGAAACAAGUGCUGGGACUUCUG